AUGAAGCACGACGAGAAUGAAUACGUUUCCGAAGACGAUGAGGACUAUAUUCCCGAGAAAGGGGACGACGACGAAGACGUUGAUGAAGGAUCGGGUGAAGAUGAAGCUCCAUUGGAUCCACGAGACGUCAUCAGUGAUGGAGGGCGGGGUACCCGUCGCCGAGGAGGAAAGAAAAAGGAGAAACCAAAAAAAGUAGAAACGGUGAACGAGGAGGAUUGCACGGCCGAUUUUUUGGACGAUCUCUUCCCGACGUUUUCGUAUACGCCGAAUGUUCCGACCUUGAAAACAACAGCAAAUGAAACAAAAGAAGAGAAAGAAGAUAAGAACGUCAACUUUGCUAGCACAUCCACCAAAACUACCACUAUUACCGAAGUUUUCGAUUUCGCCGGCGACGAGGUGAAAAUCGAACGACAAGUGACCGAAGAGGAGCUCAAGAAACACGAAGACAAAGAGAAGAAACUGCAAGACAAAGUACGACCGGUGAAACGAUCGGGAUUAGGCGAUAUGUUGACUGAGCUGACGAAGAAGAAAAAGAUCUCGACUAUUGACAAAUCGAUGCUUGACUGGAACUCAUUCAAGACAGAAAAUGAUUUAGGAGAAGAAUUGAAAACCUUUAACAAAGGAAAAGGUGGUUAUUUGAAACGAAUGGAAUUUUUGCAAGAAGCGGACGCUCGUCAGUUUGAACAAGAGAAGGAAGUGCGGCAUUCAAGGAAACUU
Mesorhabditis belari is the source of this 717-nucleotide messenger RNA. The record is from the annotation of a GenBank genome assembly. NCBI's taxonomy places the organism in Eukaryota, Metazoa, Nematoda, Chromadorea, Rhabditida, Rhabditidae.